AUGAAUUAAUGUGAAGAUAUAAUUGUGAAAUGUCCUAAUCCAGAACAUACUAAGAAUGUUAAAUAAGUAUGUUUUGAUGAGUCUUGUAAAGAAUAGAGAUUAUAUUGUCAUGAAUGUAUUAAAAUUGGAAUGCAUGUUACUCAUCAUUAACAUUAAGAAGAGUUGCCAUUCCUAUUUGAACAUAUUUCAAGAAUUGAAAAAGAAUCUGAUGAUUUAAUAAAUAGAAUCAAUAAAUAAAUGGAUUUGAUUUACAAUGACUUCUUUUUAUUAAUUGGAGGAAUUAGAUCUAAAUAUCAGAUAUCUAAAUAAUAAUUACUCAAUUUAAAUUUUCAAUAAAUUAAUUCUUUCUUAUCAUAAAGUAUUCAUUUCAAAUAAUUUGAAUUAACUAUUGAAAAAUUGUUAUAGGAAUUGAUAAAGGAAUUUUAAGAUUAAAUAAAAAAAUUAUAGAAAGAUUUAAAUUUAUUUGCAUUAGAUUAUGAUCAAAUAUCUAAAUCAAAUAUUGAAAAAUCAGAAGAAUUGUAUGAAAUAGGUAAUUUAAUUAAUGAUUUAGGAUAUAAAUUAUAUUGGAAUGAUGACAAAUAUGAGGAGGCUAUUUAAAUAUUUGAUUAAGCAUUGGAUUUUAAUUCAAAACAUCAAUUAUCAUUAUGGUGCAAAGGUAUGAUUCAAUUUGAAUGUAUUAGCUGAGAGUUUAAAGAUGCUUGGUUAAUAUCAUGAUGCUAUUGUUUGGGCAGAUAAAGCUUUGUAAGUAGAUCUAAAGCAUUGUAGUUCAUUAAGGACAAAAGGUUGAUUAAAUUUGAUUGUGUUAGCUGACAGUUUAAGGGGACUUAACUAAUAUAAUGAAUCUAUCGUUUGGGCAGAUAAAGCUUUGUAAGUAGAUCCAAAGAAUUGUAGUUCAUUAUCUACUAAAGGUAUGAUUAAAUUUGAAUGUAUUAGCUGAGAGUUUAAGGAUGCUUGGUUAAUAUAAUGAAGCUAUCAUUUGGGCAGAUAAAGCUUUGUAAGUAGAUCCAAAGCAUUGUAAUUCAUUAUUUACUAAAGGUAUGAUUAAAUUUGAAUGUAUUAGCUGCCAGUUUAAGGAUGCUUGAUAAAUAUAAUGAAGCUAUCAUUUGGGCAGAUAAAGCUUUGUAAGUAGAUCCAAAGCAUUGUAAUUCAUUAUUUACUAAAGGUAUGAUUAAAUUUCUUAAUUCAAGGUGACUCUUUAAGAUAUUUGAAGAAGUUUAAGGAAGCUAUGGAAGUGAUUGAAUAAUCUCUAAAAAUUAAUCCAAAUCAUUUUGAUUCAUUAAGGAUAAAAGGUGAUACUAUGAUAUAAUUAAUAGGUGAAUGCUUACAUGAUCAGAAAUAAUAUUAAUAGGCUUUAAUAUUUUAUGAUAAAGCUUUAGAAAUUAAUUCGAAUCAUUAAUGUACUUAAAAUAAAAAAAGUAUUGUAUUUCUUAAAAUUAGAUGAAUGUUUAAAAGCCAUUUAAAACAAAUGA
Molecule: messenger RNA, 1469 nt
Organism: Paramecium octaurelia
Lineage: Eukaryota; Ciliophora; Oligohymenophorea; Peniculida; Parameciidae
Source: the annotation of a GenBank genome assembly